AUGAAAAAGAGUUUGCUGUUGCCAAAACACAAUCGACCACAGCGCUUGACGAUUGAUGUCCGUGAUAUAAGUGAGGCGAGAAAUGUUUGGUAUAAUAAAGUACAGCUGGAAGUGUUCAAUGAAGAGUUUCGGAGUCUAAGCCAAACUGGAUACGUCAAGAGUAGCAGUCGUUUGAAGUUCUACUCUCCGUUUAUGCAUAACGGAAUCAUUCGCAUGAGAGGUCGUUUACAAAAUGAUGAUAAACCUUUUGAAGUCAAUAAUCCUGUAAUCCUGCCUAACAACCAUCAGUUUUCAACAUUAUUGAUUCGAAUGUACCACAUUGCCAAUGCACAUCAAGGGCUAGAAACCGUCAUUACCAAUAUCAAAGAACGUCAUCGUAUCCUGAAGAUCCGUUCGCAGGUGAAGAAAUACGCAAAGUCCUGUAUCAAAUGUCGAGAGUUAAGAGGAAAACCGACUGUUCCGCAAAUGGGUAACCUGCCUCCUGAAAGGACAACUCCCUUCGUGUUUCCUUUUACCAGUACGGGAAUUGAUUACUUCGGUCCCUUGUGUAUAAAAAUUGGACGCCGGUUGGAAAAAAGAUGGGUAGUAUUAUUUACCUGCAUGACUUCAAGGGCCAUUCACUUAGAAGUCGUACCGUUUCUAGACACUAACAGCUGUAUAAUGGCGAUCCGUUGCUUCAUGUCAAUUCGUGGUUUACCACAGUGCAUUAUGACAGACAAUGGCACUAAUUUUACCGGCGCAGAUAAGGAACUAAAACAAUUGGUAAGAACAUUGGAUCAGCCGCAAAUUGAAAGUUCAUUAAGCGUUAGGGGCGUCGAAUGGAAAUUUAUUCCCCCUGGAACACCGCAUUUCGGAGGACGCUGGGAGCGGUUAGUGAGAACUGUGAAAACUGCACUUCGAGCAAUGCUACGGGAAACACAUCCAACGGAAUUGGUCUUACGGACAGCUUUGUGUGAGGUAAUGAAUGUAAUUAACAAUAGACCGUUGACGCAUAUAUCCAAUGACCCUCAAGAGCCUGAACCACUGACGCCAAACAUGUUGCUGCUAGGUCGAAACAAUUCAAUUCAAUUUGAUCACGAUUUUGAUGAGCGAGAUCUGAACUGUCGUGCAGCCUAUAAGCACGCACAGGUAUUUGUAGAUAGGUUUUGGCGCAAAUGGAUAGCUGCAUAUCUACCAGAGCUGAUGAGGAGCCGGAAGUGGCCGGAUAGUAGAAACUAUCGUGAAUAUGUGAAUCGUGAAUCGUGGAUGAAUCUCUCCAUCGUGGAAACUGGCCAAAAGGUGUGGUAG
Messenger RNA from Sabethes cyaneus, 1287 nucleotides. RefSeq lists its product as uncharacterized. Gene Ontology annotation, molecular function: nucleic acid binding. The transcript has a single exon. The record is from RefSeq and is a predicted model, not a curated record. NCBI's taxonomy places the organism in Eukaryota, Metazoa, Arthropoda, Insecta, Diptera, Culicidae. Gene Ontology annotation, biological process: DNA integration. Bases 1 to 1287 code for a protein of 428 amino acids.